AUUCCGGGCUUGAGGAAUCUUUUUGGGAGGUUUUAGUUACUUGGGUAGAUUUAAGUCUAAAUAGAGUCUUGCAUUGGUCAUUGGGUUUCUGGAUUCAGUUGGUGUAAUUUUGAGAAUCACUGCCCUAAUCGGCCGGUAUGUCUAGUUUUGUGGGUGUUGUUGUGUCUGAUCAAUGGCUGCUGAGCCAAUUCACACAAGUCGAGCUUCACGGCCUUAAAUCCAAGUUUGUUUCAGUAAAGAGACAAAAUGGUAAAGUUACGGUAGAAGAUUUGCCACCCUUGAUGGUGAAAUUGAAGGCUUUUAGUGCUUUGUUUACUGAGGAUGAGGUUAGGCAGAUAUUGGGAGAAUCUUAUACCGACAUGAGCACCGAGAUUGAUUUUGAGACAUUCCUCAGGGUGUAUUUAAAUAUGCAAGGUCAGGCUACAGGAAAGCUGGGUGGUUCAAAGCAUUCAUCAUCGUUCCUAAAGGCCUCCACAACCACUCUUCUUCACACAAUCAGUGAAUCAGAAAAAGGCAUUUAUGCAACACACAUAAAUAUUUAUCUCGCUGACGAUCCAUUUUUAAAACAGUUUCUUCCGCUUGAUCCAGCUACAAAUGAUAUUUCCAAUCUCACAAAAGACGGAGUACUCUUAUGUAAGCUCAUAAAUGUUGCUGUGCCUGGAACAAUAGAUGAAAGAGCUAUCAACACAAAAAGGGUACUUAACCCAUGGGAGAGGAAUGAGAACCAUACCCUUUGCCUUAACUCUGCAAAGGCUAUUGGCUGCACUGUUGUAAAUAUUGGCACUCAAGACUUGGUUGAAGGAAGGCCUCAUCUUGUACUUGGGUUGAUAUCACAAAUUAUAAAGAUUCAAUUGUUAGCAGAUCUCAACCUUAAGAAGACACCUCAGCUUGUGGAAUUGGUGGAGGAUAGCAAUGCAGAUGUUGAGGAACUUAUGGGGUUAGCUCCUGAGAAAGUUCUACUGAAAUGGAUGAAUUUCCAUUUAAAUAAAGCCGGCUAUGAGAAAACUGUUGCUAAUUUUUCUUCAGAUGUGAAGGAUGCAAAAGCUUACACCUAUCUGCUUAAUAUUCUGGCACCGGAGUACUGCAAUCCGUUGACCCUAGAUACAAAGGAUCCCUUUGAAAGGGCUAAACUUGUUCUUGACCAUGCAGAGAGAAUGGGCUGCAAACGGUAUCUGAGCCCAAAAGACAUUGUUGAGGGCUCACCAAACUUGAAUCUUGCAUUUGUGGCCCAAAUCUUCCAUGAAAGGAAUGGCCUGAGCACAGAUAGCAAAAAGAUCUCUUUUGCAGAAAGGGAGACUGAUGAUAUUCAAAUUUCAAGAGAAGAGAGGUGUUUUCGACUGUGGAUCAAUAGUCUUGGACUUGAAAGUUAUGUUAAUAAUGUCUUUGAGGAUGUUAGAACUGGUUGGAUACUUUUAGAAGUGCUUGAUAAAGUUGCUCCUGGAUCAGUGAACUGGAAGCAUGCAUCAAAACCUCCAAUUAAGUUUCCAUUUAGGAAAGUAGAAAAUUGCAAUCAAGUAGUGAAGAUCGGGAAACAGUUGAAAUUUUCCGUCGUGAAUGUUGGCGGAAAUGAUAUAGUACAAGGAAAUAAAAAGCUCAUAGUCGCUUUCCUGUGGCAAUUAAUGAGGUUCAACAUACUUCAACUUCUCAAGAGUCUGAGAUCCCACUCCCGAGGAAAGGAGAUAACUGAUGCAGAUAUCUUGAACUGGGCAAACCUGAAAGUCAAAAUUUCAGGAAGAACUACUCAGAUAGAAAGCUUCAAGGACAAAAGCCUUUCCAAUGGACUGUUCUUCCUCGAACUUUUAAGUGCGGUGGAGCCAAGAGUGGUCAACUGGAACCUUGUAACCAAGGGUGAAAGCGAUGGGGAGAAGAGGUUGAACGCAACAUAUAUCAUAAGCGUGGCACGAAAGCUUGGGUGCUCGAUUUUCUUGUUGCCUGAGGAUAUCAUGGAGCACACUAACAUAAGCAGGCAUUGCAAAUGGAUGAAUAUAUGGGGUUCACAACUCAAUGCUGUUACGGAAUCCGCAGGUAAACCAGAAAAUGGUCCUCACAUUAACAGCCAGCAUGAUGUACUGGUGCCUUCAACAAGCGGCGGACUAGGGCGAUGCAGCUCUAUCCCCUUCAAAUGGCAACGGGAGUAUUACUUACACAUCAGAUGCAUGUCCAGCACCAUCCAUCAGCAGCGGUGAAGAUGAAAGGUUAUCGCUGUGUGGUGAGAUGGCGAGCUUGACCGUGGACGAUGCUGCCUCGGACAUUACAGUUUCGUCAUCUCAAUGUGAGAAUGGAGAUACUGAAAUUGCAACCGUGUAAACCCCGUACAAGUGAGAAUAUGGUUUCGGUAGGUAGAAGAAGCCAUAAAUCAACUCAACAAUCAGAAAGUUCCUCCUUUACCUUCUCUUUUCGUUUGUUAUCAGCCAAUUGUAUUUUAGAUAAUAUUCUUGGACAAUAAUAGGGUAAAUCUCAUAAAUGGUA
Messenger RNA from Hibiscus syriacus, 2469 nucleotides. RefSeq names its product fimbrin-1-like. Gene Ontology annotation, molecular function: actin filament binding. The record is from RefSeq and is a predicted model, not a curated record. Gene Ontology annotation, cellular component: actin filament; cytoplasm; actin filament bundle. The coding region runs from base 138 to 2186 and encodes 682 amino acids. NCBI's taxonomy places the organism in Eukaryota, Viridiplantae, Streptophyta, Magnoliopsida, Malvales, Malvaceae. Gene Ontology annotation, biological process: actin filament network formation; actin filament bundle assembly. The transcript has 14 exons.